This is a messenger RNA of Thermothelomyces thermophilus ATCC 42464, 1903 nucleotides long. RefSeq lists its product as uncharacterized. Gene Ontology annotation, cellular component: plasma membrane. The transcript has 5 exons. The record is from RefSeq and is a predicted model, not a curated record. NCBI's taxonomy places the organism in Eukaryota, Fungi, Ascomycota, Sordariomycetes, Sordariales, Chaetomiaceae. Gene Ontology annotation, molecular function: G protein-coupled receptor activity. The coding region runs from base 1 to 1800 and encodes 599 amino acids. Gene Ontology annotation, biological process: adenylate cyclase-activating G protein-coupled receptor signaling pathway; cell surface receptor signaling pathway.
AUGUCUGCUCGGCCGCCGCAAGCCCGGAGUACCGUUCACUGGGUCCCGUCGAAUGACACGCCUCCCCGGAGCGGCAUUGGGCCAGCGUACGUCGCUGUUAUUAUGGAAGGUUUCAGCGUCUCGUCGAGAGAGACCAAGAACAUGAAUCUCACCGACAAGGAGCGCAACACCCUCCAGCUUGUUGAGAGGCUGGGCGCCUCCAUCAGCUUGGUCAGCGUGUUUGCUAUUUUUAUUGUUUACGGUCUCUUUUCCCGGGUCCGCACCGUCCCGAACACCUUCAUCUUCUUCGCGUCGAUUGCAAAUGUCGGGGCCAGUAUCGCAUGCCUUAUUGGCUUCAGCGGUCUCCUCGCCGGGGAGAAGUCAGCACUUUGCCAAGGCCAGGCCUUUCUUUUCGAGAUGUUCAUGCAGUCCGACCCCUGGUGGUCGUUCGCCAUGGCUGUCAACGUCUACAUGGUCUUCUUCAUGGCCUACCCCCCUAGCAAUCUGCACAAGAAUCUGUGGAUCUAUUGCAUCAUCUGCUUCGGCAUACCGGCCAUACCGGCCUUCAUCUGCCUCGCGUACGCGCCAAACGGGGAACGCAUCUAUGGCGACGCUACGCUGUGGUGCUGGAUCAACGACAAGUACAACCCGCUGCGCAUCUUCACCUACUAUCUUCCAAUUUGGACGUGCAUUGUACUGUCUACCCUCAUCUACGUGGCGGUCGGGUACCAUGUUUUCCACCAACGCAACCAGCUGCGCAACCUGACCUUCAGUAAUCAGGAAACGGAAAAUUCCGGUACAGAAUUGCGGGAGUCGGAAAAGAAGCAGCAAAGCUACGGCACGGUAACGAUCGAGGUGCAGAUAACAGCGGAGUCUUCCUCCGGCGGCCAGACGCCACCGCCCUCAACCCCGACCGGAUCCAUCGUUCCGGUCCUACACAACCCUUCGCAGCCACCGGGUCCUGCCGGCCAGAGCCCUUGGGGUUUCCCCGACGACGACAUCGAGUCUGUUUUCCCCACGACCCGCUGGCACGUCAACAGCAGCCACGGGAGCGACAGGAAAAAUAACAGUAACAUCAUCAUCAAUCCCGACAUCAACACCCACAAUCAGACCUCCUUCGCGACGACCUCGACGACCAUCUCCUCGGCCCCGCGCCCAUCCGACAAAGCCGAGCCCGCCCGUCGCCCGGUGAUGCCUGCGUGGCUGGCGCGGACCUGGUGCAAGUUCCAGCGCAGGCUGGCCAACCUGGACCCGAUCAAGCUGGCCUACCUGCGCACCUCGUUCGUCUUCGCCCUCUCCAUCCUCGUCACCUGGACGCCCAGCAGCAUCAACCGCGUCUACGCGCUCGUCCACCCGGCCCACAACAGCUUCGCGCUCAACCUGGCCAGCGCCGUCGUCCUCCCCCUGCAGGGCCUCUGGAACGCCGUCAUCUUCGCCGCCACCAGCUGGGGCAUACUCAAGGACGAGUUCCGCCAGUUGCGAUACGGUAGCGGAACCGCAAGUACGGCAGCCCCUGGUGCCGGUGCUGCUAGGGGCGGCGACAACGGCUGGACGAGAGGGUUGCGGUGGCGCGAGCGCGGGUGUGGGUGCGGGUGUGGGUGCGGGUGCGGGUGCGGGUGGUGGUCUGACCGCCGGCGCGGGGUGGGCCCGUCGUCCGGGAGGCUGAGCGAGGCGGAGAUGGCACGGCGUCAGCAGCAGCAGCAGCAAGAAUUGCCUCCAAUCUUCUGGGUCCGGGAUGGGAGUCUGCAGGAAACCCGCGAACUGGCGACGCUCUCUUUGCGGACGGCAAACGUGAGGGUUAUCCGGGACGGCGCGCUGUGACGGGUAUGUGAGGCGAGAUUUGUUGAAUGGGGAUGGACCGGAAAGGCGUUGAUGUUUCGGUACCUAGUGUGUUGCGGAUGAUUAAUAUUAAUUAAGUCACACG